GUGAAACGCAACCGCCGACAUGCGUCAUCACAUGCCGACAAAUGCAGAAGGUGCGACCACCACUCCCAUUCUCCAACACAGCACUUGCGCCUAAACCUCACCCAUGAUCUGAGUAACCUGGAGGGCUCCAUGGCCCCCUACACCUGCCAUGCAACCCACUCUCUCCGCUCCACGAGGCCAACAUCCCGUUCAGCACAGCAACUGCUACGACCCUGUGUAUGCCGCUCCUCCCCCAGAAGAAGAGCCACCACCCUCAUAUGACGCCGCGACCUACUCCCCGACCUCGCCCCUCCUCGUAGGACCUCCCCCCGACUAUGGCGCCAUUAGAGCCUACCUCGACCCGGACGAGUCCUCGGAGGCCAGCAGCGAGGUCGACGAGACCGAGCAAUACUUUCCAGAACGCUUAGGCCAGGCUUUCUCUGUCUUAAUGCUCGUGGGCAUUUUGUGCAUCUUUUGGAGCAUUAUAAAUCAGCCUGAUCCAGACAACUCCAUGCACAGCUACAUGUGACCACUCGCGCGACGCUUCAAGUGGACUCACAGCAUCUCAUCUACGAAUGCCGGAGUCGGAACUUAGCGGAUAAAUUCGAAGGGAAAUGGAUGGUCGUGUUUUCGUGCAUUACGCCAGCUACUGCAAGUGCAGCUAUAUCAGAACCCAGCUUUUGAUGCGCCA
Messenger RNA from Boeremia exigua, 670 nucleotides. RefSeq lists its product as uncharacterized. The coding region runs from base 149 to 508 and encodes 119 amino acids. The transcript is spliced from 2 exons. NCBI's taxonomy places the organism in Eukaryota, Fungi, Ascomycota, Dothideomycetes, Pleosporales, Didymellaceae. The record is from RefSeq and is a predicted model, not a curated record.